This is a messenger RNA of Alternaria atra, 1098 nucleotides long. RefSeq lists its product as uncharacterized. The transcript has 4 exons. Lineage: Eukaryota; Fungi; Ascomycota; Dothideomycetes; Pleosporales; Pleosporaceae. The record is from RefSeq and is a predicted model, not a curated record. Bases 1 to 1098 code for a protein of 365 amino acids.
AUGACGGAUGCGCAGCAGCAAGAGUGGCCAGAUCGUCGACUCGAGGUUCUGAUUCCAAGUUACAUACUCUCUUCACUAAGUACCUUUACUCUUUCUUGGAGAAUCGUGUACGGUACCAGAACUAAGCGGAAGCUUUUGAUAUGCGACUAUCUUCUGCUCAUCGCUGCCUCCAUGGACCUAACUGCGGCGUACUUUCGCUGGAAGAUAGUCCAAUACGGCCAAGGACGCCACAUGAAAGAUCCCAGUAUAACGCCAGGGGACUUCCUGAACUACAGCUACUUUCUCUGGAUUAUUCAGAUCAUCAAUCUUGUCGGCGUCGCAAUCCUCAAAUUCUCCAUUUGUGCUUACCUGCUUGCCCUCAGAUUCUCGAGAGUAUACUUGGGGUUCGUGUGGGCGAGUAUCAUAAUGGUAUUUACAUUCAAUCUACUCAUUCCGAUAAUGAGUGUAUUCUGUUACACGCCGUUUGAGGCGAAUUGGAACAAGGCGAUGCCAGGGAAGUGUUUCCUUUCGACAGGGGCUACGGGGCUAGCAUAUACACAGUCGGCUUCGAACAUCAUAACAGACAUCGUGUAUGUGGUUGCACCUAUACUCUAUCUCUCUACGAUACAGCUGCCUCGACGGACGCAGUGGGGCUUGCGGGUGGUCUUCUGUUUGGGUUUAGUGGUGACGACCUGCUCAAUCGUAAAGGCUUCCACACUUCCCGCCCUCCUCAGCACUAGAGAUCCAUCAUGGGAAAGCACAGAUCUGGUGAUCUGGUCUGGAGUCGAACUCUCCGUAGGGAUUUUCAUUGCCGCCCUACCGCCACUACGAAAACAGUUCGACUCGCUGUUUCGGCGUAUCAUGCCCUCCACUUUCCUCAACAGCAAACCUAGAACACGCGCGGCUAGCGGCGUGAUACCGCUUUACGAUGUCACCAUAGGUAGUAAAACAAAUCGUCGGAAAACUCGCAAAGGAGAUGCAGAAGACGACGGAGAUAGUGAGCGCCGGAUAUUGGGAGAGCACGGCAAGGGCGAGAUCACAAAGACAGUGGUUCAUGAGGUGAAAAGUGAGGACAGAGAUACUAUACAGGAACCGGAUCGAAUAUUUGACUACAAAUGA